Molecule: messenger RNA, 2587 nt
Organism: Onychostoma macrolepis
Lineage: Eukaryota; Metazoa; Chordata; Actinopteri; Cypriniformes; Cyprinidae
Gene: pa2g4a
Product: proliferation-associated 2G4, a
Exons: 13
Coding region: 132-1310 (392 amino acids)
Source: RefSeq, a predicted model, not a curated record
GCGUGGCUACGCUGUGCGUGGAGGCCGUGGGCGGAGCUGGACGGUCGGCGAGCCGCCUGGUGGUAGCGUGACUGAUUUCUGCUGUCCGCUCAUCGUACAGCCAGAGAGACGCUUCGGAAGCCGGUGCAACGAUGUCCGACGACGAGCAGCAAGAGCAGACCAUCGCCGAGGACUUGGUCGUGACCAAGUACAAGAUGGGCGGUGACAUCGCCAACCAGGUGUUGAGGGUCGUCACCGAUGCAGCCAAACCAGGGGUUUCAGUUCUCAGCCUCUGUGAGAAAGGAGAUGCAUUCAUCAUGGCGGAGACUGGGAAGAUCUUUAAGAAGGAGAAGGACAUGAAGAAAGGCAUUGCGUUCCCCACCAGUGUCUCAGUCAAUAACUGUGUCUGCCACUUCUCUCCCCUGAAGAGCGACCCAGACUACACGCUGAAAGAUGGAGAUUUGGUCAAAAUUGAUUUAGGAGUGCAUGUCGACGGCUUCAUCUCCAACGUGGCUCAUAGCUUCGUUAUUGGAGCUACUAAGGAAGCACCUGUGACAGGAAAGAAGGCUGAUGUCAUCAAAGCAGCACACCUGUGUGCGGAAGCAGCUUUGCGUCUCGUCAAACCCGGCAACCAGAACACUCAAGUAACAGAGGCCUGGAAUAAGAUUGCUCAGUCAUUCAAGUGCAAUCCAAUUGAGGGUAUGCUGUCCCAUCAACUAAAGCAACACGUUAUUGAUGGAGAGAAGACCAUUAUCCAGAACCCUACAGAUCAACAAAGGAAGGACCACGAGAAGGCGGAGUUUGAAGUUCAUGAAGUUUAUGCCGUGGAUGUGCUGAUCAGCACAGGAGAGGGAAAGGCAAGAGAUGGCGGCCAGAGGACAACCAUCUACAAACGGGACCCCAGUAAGCAGUAUGGGCUGAAAAUGAAGACCUCAAGAAUGUUCUUCAGUGAGGUGGAGAGACGCUUUGACGCCAUGCCCUUCACUCUUAGGGCGUUUGAGGAUGAAGGAAAGGCUCGUUUGGGAGUGGUGGAGUGUGCCAAACAUGAGCUCCUGCAGCCUUUUAGUGUGCUGAACGAGAAAGAAGGUGAAUUUGUGGCUCAGUUUAAGUUCACAGUGCUGCUGAUGGCCAAUGGGCCCUUGAGAAUCACCAGUGGACCAUUUGAAGCAGAACUCUACAAGUCUGAAUGUGAUGUUCAAGAUCCUGAACUGAAGUCUCUGAUCCAGAGUUCUGCAAGUCGCAAGGCACAGAAGAAGAAGAAAAAGAAGGCCUCCAAAACUGCAGAGACUGCGACAGGCCAACCAGCUGAGAAUGAAGUUGCAGCUAAAUAGAGGCGACACAACUCCACCCUCUCACGAAACCCCCGAAGAGCAAAAACGUUAACAUUUCACUCUCGCCCUACUGUUUAUCCUCAUCAAAUUUGAUCAAGAGUCACUGUUAAAGCCUGUGUUUAAGCAUUUCUGCCUCCCUGUUACGGAGAAAUGUCAUUUCGAUUUGGACUCUAAGCGAGUGCGACAAAUUUGUACUUUCAUAAUGAAUCUAUUAACUCUUUUGAAGCACUCAAUUUACAUUUCAGCUGGAACGCAAUGCCUUUUUCAAAAUGUAAUUAAAAAAGCUUCGCAAUUCUUUUGUAGAGUUGCGUUUUUCACAACAUGUACUGGUGACUGAAAUGCUUUAUUUGGCCCAUUACAUUUAGAUUAAGUGGUUUGGGAAAGAAACAAAUUCGAUUUGCAGCUAUUUCUCAGGGUUCUGAAGAAAAAACAUCUCCCUUAUCUGAGAAGUAGUUUCGCACAAUUAGGAUUGAGAACACAUCCAUAGAGAAUUUCAUGACUUACAGGGGCAUUAGAAUUGGAAUUCUGUGUAUAGAAUUCCUGUGUACUCCAUUGUUGUGACGCCACAGCAUUUCCAAAAAGGGGAACAUUAAGUCUUUUUCUCUAACUGCCAUCCCUGUUCACAAGUGUCACAUUUGAAGAUGACAUUAGGGAAUGUAUUGGUCAUACUUUAUUCCUGCCCAUUUUCUUUCUUUUUUUUUUUUUCUCCACAUUUUAAUGUCUAAUUAUCUUUUGUUGAUGCAGGGAGAUUUUCCAAACAUAUUUUAAGCUGUAAUAAUUCAAGUUAAUAUUAGAAACUGAUUUAUUAGGGUUUUGGUUAAAGGUCUGGUCCAAGGUACACUAAAGCUACUUCAACCCACUGAAAAAGGUUAUAACUUCCACUUGCCAAGGGCCAACAUAGUAUCACUUUAUCUUCUACAAGCAAUAGAGUGUCUGUUUGACUGAAUAUACAGAUCAAAACUAGGCUCGGAUUGGAUUGAGAAGCUUUCCCAGUGUCAUUUUACAAUCCAGUCAGUGCAGUUAUUUCAGGAGGGGUGAUGGGAAGUGGCUGUAGAGCAUUUCUGGAUCAGGCCUAUUAUUUGGGACUUAGUUGAGGCUGGUUCGAUACAUCUUUUGAAAUGUCGGUUAUUGUGACUUUUGUUCUGUUUCCAGAUUGUAAAGGUUUAUGUGGCAGAGGAGGCUGGAGGUUUGGGUUUGACACGAUCUUGUUUUUGUAGUACGAACCAUCAUAUGGGACUAUUUUACAACUAAUGAAAUAAAACAUAAGUUUGAAUAUA